This is a messenger RNA of Acanthochromis polyacanthus (spiny chromis), 1625 nucleotides long. RefSeq lists its product as uncharacterized. NCBI's taxonomy places the organism in Eukaryota, Metazoa, Chordata, Actinopteri, Pomacentridae. The transcript has 13 exons. The record is from RefSeq and is a predicted model, not a curated record. Bases 41 to 1543 code for a protein of 500 amino acids.
GUUUGUGUGUCUCUCUUGUGCUCUUGUGCUGUCUUCCAGGAUGCCUCGGAAGGGGAGACGCUCCCAGGCCCAGAAGCAGCGCUGGAGGAAGCUGGACGCGUCUGAGAUGCCCACCCCUCCCGUCGACGCACCCCACUGCUCCCGCUCUCCCCAGUACAAGAAGGUUGGUUCCACCCUGCCAGCCGGACGGUUCUGGGAAGAGCGGCAGGCGCGUGCAAACUUUAUUGCACGCCGUGGCACCGGUUACCGCCACAAAGCUUUGAAAUGGCCAACUUCACCCUUUACUGGGCGCAACCACAAGUUGGUCAUUCCUCCUGAGCGCCCUGGAAAGAAGUUCAUUCUUAUUGUCGGGGACUCCCAUCUACGUGCUCUUGUAGAUGGCUUUAUUCGGAUGCCAGAGUCUCGGCUGAGCUUUGGCUUCCUGUCGAUCCCGGGGGCGUCUGCUUCUGAAAUUCGCACUGAGGUUCUGCACGCUGCAGUUCCUCGUGCACCUGAUGCCGUCUGCGUCAUGGCCCCUGGCAACAACCUGACCAGCACCACUGUUGAGAAGGCUGGUGUGGAUUUUGGCAAUCUCCUCACCACUUGUGGCAACCGCUGGUCUAAGGUUUUUGUGGUCGGCUUUCCUCCCCGCCUGGUCGUUGACGUCCAACACCAGGACCUGCUUCGGCAGGAAUACAGACGUGUGGCUGCUCGUAUGGGUGUAAAGUUCUUCAACACUGCAGAGCACUUCCCCCUGAGCGAUUUGGUGCUGUGGAGCAAGGAUGGUGUCCAUCUGAGUGAUUGUGAGGGGAUGGGGAUCCUCGUCCAGUUGUUCUGGUCUGCUGCCAGCGAGCAACUGGUGACACCACCUCCUUCGCCCCGGAUCUCUCCUCAGCCUCCAGUUCGGAAAGCCACAGUGAGAAAGAGAUCCCCUGCUCCACCCAGCCCGAAACCCCGUGAACGGAGGAAUAUUGGUCAGGGCGGCAAGACGAGCCAUCCUCGGGAACCUCCCCGGUCCAGAGGUUCACCAAAGCCCAGGAUGGCUCAACAGCAGGUGGAGGAGAGCUUCCUUCCGCUGAACCCCGUCUGGUUCAGCAGCACAGCCCUAAGUGCCAUGGAGAAAGUGUCUCCCUCACAUAUGUCUUGCCUGGCGGAUUUCAAUGCCAUGGAGAAAGUGUCUCCCUCCCAUAAGUCUUGCCUGGCGGAUUUCAAGGCUUCUCCUAAGCCAAAGAAGCAGUUUGACUCACCCCCGGCCAGAUUGUCCUGCAGUUGGGGCAAGACAGAAACCCCUGUUUGUUCUCCCAUUGCAAAGAUGGCCAAAAUGAUGACCCCCUCACCGAAUGGACAGGUCUGGACAGCUGAUGAUGCGGGCUGCAAGCCUCCUUCUCCUGAGAAGAUGACCCGAACACUGACUCCAUCACAAACCAAGUGGCCCUGGUUCAUGACAGCUGCAUCCACCUCAGCUGAUGCACCAACAGACAAGGAUAAAACCAGGAGCGAGAGUCGCCGUGUGGAGUCAGUCCGGGCCAGUCAUUCUCAGAAUGAUAAGAGGUACAAGGCCUGAGGGGGUCCAGGAGGUGCAGUGGUGAGAUCAGACGUCCUCCCACAAGUCCCCUCCUCUCGGACGCCCAGUCCUUUUGGAAGUC